This is a messenger RNA of Xenopus laevis (African clawed frog), 4692 nucleotides long. RefSeq names its product oocyte zinc finger protein XlCOF6-like. NCBI's taxonomy places the organism in Eukaryota, Metazoa, Chordata, Amphibia, Anura, Pipidae. The record is from RefSeq and is a predicted model, not a curated record.
CUCCUCUCCUUCCUGUGCGCUCAGUAAAUGCUCCUCCUCCCUCUCACGUGUCUCCUGUGCCCUCCUCAAUCACUCCUCUCCUUCCUGUGCGCUCAGUAAAUCCUCCUCCCUCUCCCUUCAGGCAUCUUUGUUCCUUCUCUCAAACCGUCCGACAAUGUCAUCCCCUCCCCCAGCGUUUCUCCGCCCUCCUCUGUUGUUAGUGAACAAGCUCAGCUGAGCACGCACAUCCGGUUGUUUCAGGUUCCCACACAGACACAUGGAAAUAUCUGAGAUUAAAUCAGAAGCUGAGACUGAGGAGCAUUGGCGGGAGAGCUCAGCACUUACUGGUGUGGGUUCUCCAGAGAUGAAAACAAGGAGGUUAGAGGGGAAAUGGGAGAAUAAAGAGCCGGACACUGAGGAUCCUCUGGACACAAUAAAGAGAGAAAUGGAUUCUGAUCCUUUAGAGGGUUCUCCAGAGAUGGAAACAAGGAGGUUAGAGGGGAAAUGGGAGAAUGAAGAGCCGGACACUGAGGAUCCUCUGGACACAAUAAAGAGGGAAAUGGAUUCUGAUCCUUUAGAGGGUUCUUCCGAGAUGGAACCAACGUGGGUAAAAGUGAAGAGUAAAGAGUCAGACACUGAAGAUUCUCUGAUCACAAUAAAGAUAGAAAUGGAUUCUGAUUCCUUAGAGGGUAACUGCUCAACAGACACAGAAGAAGAAGAGGAAAUUCACAAUCUAGCAGGCAAUGGUCUCUCCUAUCUCCUAUCUGAAGCCAACGGGCCAUCACACCCAAACAACCAGAUGCUGAUCCACCAGACAGUGAACACAGAUUCAUCAAAGAAUUCACACACAGACCCUGGAGAACAUAGUUUUGCCUCUGGCAAGAAAGUCUAUAAAGGGAAAAACACCUUCACAGAGUCUGAAAAUCUGUCACAGCAGAAAUUCCAAAGAGAAAAGAAAGCCUUUGUUUGCAGAGAAUGUGGCAAAGAAUUCCCACAAAAAAGCAACCUUCUGCGACACUAUAGAACCCACACAGGAGAGAAACCUUUCUCUUGUUCAGAAUGUGGGAAAGAAUUCUCUGAUAAAUGCACCCUUCUCAGGCACCAUAGAACCCACACAGGGGAGAAACCUUACAAUUGUACAGAAUGUGGGAGAGAAUUCUCUCACAAGAGCCAACUUUGCAGACACCAGCGAAUCCACACAGGAGAGAAACCUUACUCUUGUACAGAAUGUGGAAAGGGAUUUUCCCAAAAAAACACUCUUUACAGACACACGAGAAUCCACUCUGGAGAGAAAUUUUUCUCUUGUUCAGAAUGUGGAAAGCUAUUUUCUCAGAAAAGCGCCCUUUACUUACACCAGAAAACCCAUAUAGAAGAGAAACUGUUCUCUUGUACACAAUGUGGGAAAGAAUUUUCUCAAAAAAGCUCCCUUGACUCGCACCAGAAAAUCCACACUGGAGACAAACCUUUCUCUUGUACACAAUGUGGGAAAGAAUUUUCUCAAAAAAGCUCCCUUGACUCGCACCAGAAAAGCCACACAGGGGAGAAACCUUUCUGUUGUACAGAAUGUGGGAAGGGAUUCUCUACUAAAAGAUACCUUUGCCUACACCAGAGAACCCACACGGGAGAGAAAUAUGCCUCUUGUGCAGAAUGUGGGAAAGGAUUCUCACGGAAAGCUUAUCUUGUCUUACACCAGAGAAUCCACACAGGGGAGAAACUUUUCUCUUGUACACAUUGUGGAAAGGAAUUUUCUCAAAAGUCUCACCUUUCCUUACACGAGAGAACCCACACAGGGGAGAAACCUUACAUUUGUACAGAAUGUGGUAAACAAUUCUGUCAAAAAAGCUCCCUUGCCUUACACCAGAGACUCCACACAGGAGAGAAACCUUUCUUUUGUACAGAAUGUGGGAAGGAAUUUCCUCAAAAACGCUACCUUGACUCACACCAGAAAAUCCACACAGGGGAGAAACCUUACACUUGUACAGAAUGUGGGAAGGGAUUCUCUACUAAAAGAUACCUUUGCAGACACCUGAGAACCCACACAGGAGAGAAAUAUGCCUCUUGUGCAGAAUGUGGGAAAGGAUUCUCACGGAAAGCUUAUCUUGUCUUACACCAGAGAAUCCACACAGGGGAGAAACUUUUCUCUUGUACAUAUUGUGGAAAGGAAUUUUCUCAAAAGUCUUACCUUUCUGUACACGAGAGAACCCACACAGGGGAGAAACCUUACACUUGUACAGAAUGUGGCAAACAAUUCUCUCAGAAAUGCAUUCUUGUCACACACCAGAAAAUCCACACAGAAGAGAAAACUUUCUCUUGUACAGAAUGUGGGAAGAGAUUUCCUCAAAAACGCUACCUUGUCUCACACCAAAGAACCCACACCAGGGAGACGUUCACAUGUACUGAAUGCGGUAAAGCAUUUUUGCACCAAAUAAGCCUUAAGAAACAUUAUAAAAUCCACAAAGAUGAGAAAAUGUUCACUUCUGCAGAACGUGGGGAAGAAUUCUUUCUACAGAACCAUCUUUCCGCACACCACGAAAUCCACAGAAAUGUUGACAUAGUGCAUGAAAUGUUGCCUAAUAAUCAGAUUUAAGUUCAUUUUAGAUCAGGUUUCUCAUGGUGGGACUGGCAAGUAAAACUCCCCUCUCCAUCUGUCACUACUUCCCAUGGGUCUAUGCACUAGUUAAAGCCCAAGCAAUGGAGACCAAUGGACCUCAACUGUCACAACGCUUGCUUUGGUGAUUUGUAGCACUAUAGAGACAGUAUUUGGGGUGCCUUUUCCAAAUGCCCUCACCAGUAAACCUCUGAACUAUAACUCUCAAGAUACGCUUUGAUCAUUCAUCCUGGCUGUUCUAGGAUAACAUUCUACAAGAAUAGUAGAAUAAUAUUGAAGUUGUUGUUUCCAUGGUAAACAAAUAUUCAUGGCACAAUAACAAAAUGCAUAUUACUCAUACCACAGAUGUCUGCCCCAAGUGCAUCAGGAUUCACAGUUUGCUCCAAGGAAUAUCAUCGUCUAUCCCUGAACUGCAGUCCCUACGGAUUGGUGGAUGUCACUGGGGGAACAACCCCAAACUACAAUCUCUUUGUUGGAGCACAAAACUGCUCUUACCAGCUCAUACUGUAUUUCUUACACUCAUGUAGUGAGAUAUAACUAGAGUUGGCUGCCCUUAACUGAAGCCCUUAUUCAUAGAGUUCCUUUGUUCACUGAGUGGGUAAACAGGCAAAACUACCUAUACUGCUUCCCAAUAAUUUAGGGUGGCUUCAAGCAUUGACGUUAUCUUGGAAAAACUAUGGAAAAACUGCCCCAUUUGCCAUUCGCCUCAAUUAGUUUGCACAGUAACGGAUCUAUAGUUAUGAGCACAUGACUUGCCUUUGAGCUGAAUGGCAGUGCAUCUGUAGAGCUCUGUGCUCCACACCCAGAUCCAGCGAUGGGGAAAAGGAAGGAAAGAAUAACGGGGAAAAAGCAAUCCAUGGCACAAACCAAGCUAAAACUGCUUUUCUUUAAAAAGAAAACCAACCUUGUGCAAUCCAAGAUGGCGGCCUGUAAAAUAGGAAACCUGCUUCCCAAAUACGAGAAUAUUUUAACAUUGUAGAGAUCAAACAAAUUCAUGAAUUAUUCACAUUAUUAAAUAUGCCCCAUGUCACAGCUAGUGGUCGAAAUGGUUUGCUAUUACGUGACUUGGGCUUAUCUGAAAGCAGUUCUGUUGUGUAGUGCUGGAUCUUUCUGAAUGCUCAGAAUGGGGCACAGUGACCUGAGAUGGCGCCUACACACCAAUAUUAAAAAAUAAAUGUAUAAUAGAUAAAGUAAUGUAGAAAUAAAUACAAUACUAUAAAAAUUAUAACAGAUUCCUUUUAAUUCUGUAUUUUAAGUAGGAAUGCACAGAAUACAAAAUUCAGUUAGGGACUUGUCCAAAACAUAAUCUUUUUAUUGGCAGGAUUCAAAUGCCGCCAGAUCCAAGUGCCUGGCUAAACUGAAUCCAGACAUUUAAAAUCAUGUGACUUCAAGCCACAUGGAAAACUAUACCUUCAGCAUGAAUACCUGGCCAACAGAUUACCAUAUAAUUUAUAUAAUAAUAAUAAUAAGUGGCCUAUUAUAUAUAUAUAUAUAUAUAUACAUAUAUAUAUAUAUAUAUACCAGUAAAUCUUGCUUUAUUACAUCAUUUACCUUGAGCCACCAUUUUGUGAUGGUCUGUGUGUUGCUUCAGAGGUCACCUGACAGGAAGUGAUGCAGCUCUAACUGUAACAGGAAGAAGUAUGGGAGUAAAAGGAAGAACUUUCAGAACCAUUCAUUGGCUCAUGUGACCUAGCAUGUGUAUGUGCGCCCUUGGUGUGUUUGUCUGCACUGUGAAUUGUACAAUGCCAAGGGGUGUCCCUUAAUAUUAAAAUGACAGUUUUCUAUUCAGGAUUAACUGGCAUAUUCUACUAGAAAAGUAGAUUUUUAUAAAAAAUGCUGUGUUUAGAUCAAGCAGUGUUUUGAAUAUGGGCUGUUUUAUACAAUAUAUUUUCAUGGAGACCUAUAUUAUUCAGGGUAUAGUUUACCUAUAUUGCACCCCCCUGUAUGCUACACGUGUGUAUCUACCCCCCUUCAUUAAUAUUAUAUAUAUCCCACUUAUUCAUAUACAACUUGGAAUUUGGAAAUUUGAAUUCUGUACAAGGUUAUACUUAGAGUUACUUUUUCUGUAUAUAUAUUAUAUAAUAAAGAUGACUGAUGGUACAGUU